AUGCGGGCCGGGCAAAGCGGAAGAAGAAGCGACGGCGGCCAGCAUCCGCGCUUCCACGCGGACGUGGCCGUCCUAGAGGACGGGAUCUCCAUAGCAGCUGCAACAGCGUGCCAAGGCGACGACGAAGACGCGACGCCCCCCAGGGCGCCCCCGCGGCCACCUAAGCUGGCGGGCACUCGCCGCCGGUUAAGCGUGGUCCAGCCCAUGGAGUCGGUCAUCUUGCUCAACCAGAGCCGGGGAACAGGCUCGCCCAGCACCAGCGGCGCCGAAGAGGAGACGUUGCGACUCGAAGGCUGCCUGCCGGCUGAGAAGGCGCUGCUGGACUUUGUGCGACAGUACCCCGCCCAGGGUCGUACCCUGCUCCUGUACGGCGCCUCAGGCUCCGCCUUCAUUUACCUGGCCAAGAUGAUCGCCAAGGAGGACCCACGCUGGGAGGUGAACUACGUGCGCAUGAAGCAGUUCAUGGGCCACUCCAGCGGCCGCGACUGCCAGGCGGAGCUGGAGACCCUGUUCACCGAAGGGGGCAAGGGCAAGAUCAAGAUGCUCUUCUUCUACUUGUUGGACACCAUCUACGGCAACACGCCGGCGACUGAAGAGAUGGAGUACGCGCAGCGGUUCAAGAAAGAACUCCCCGAAUUCUUGAGGCGCGUGGCGUCUGUCGAGAAGCAGCAACUGGCAGUCGUCGCGUCCGCGAAAAAACCCUGGCUCUUCCCGGCUGACCUGCAAUCGCUCUUCCAGAAGUGGGUCCACGUCGGGCUGCCGGGUUCGGCCGAGAGGAUCCAGCUCAUCAGGGCUCACAUCGGACAGGUUCCCUGCUCACUGACCGACACCAACAUUCUCCAGCUGUCACGAAUGACCGAAGACUACACCUAUUCGGAGAUUGGGAACAUGGUGGAAGAGGCCCACCUGGGGCCCUUCAAGAGGAUCGAAGCGGCUACGCAUUUCCGGAAAGUAGGCAGGCACUGGGAAGCUUGUUCGCCCAGCGAACACGGCGCCAUGCAGCUGUCCUGGGUCACGAUGAAGCCGACAGAUGUGAAGGAGCCCAUCGUGUACGGGGAUCUCCUGGACGGGUUUGUGAAGGUGGAGCUGCGUCGAUCUGACAAGGAGAUGGCGAAUAUGGAGGCUGUCCAGCUUGCUCACCCGGAGCCCAAACAAGAUCUCAGUGAUCACACCGAUGGAGCACGUAGCAGUGAAACGUGCGGAAAAGUUCACGGCUGA
Dermacentor albipictus is the source of this 1218-nucleotide messenger RNA. RefSeq names its product vacuolar protein sorting-associated protein 4A-like. The record is from RefSeq and is a predicted model, not a curated record. Lineage: Eukaryota; Metazoa; Arthropoda; Arachnida; Ixodida; Ixodidae. Gene Ontology annotation, molecular function: ATP hydrolysis activity. Gene Ontology annotation, biological process: endosomal transport; vacuole organization.